AUGCCGUUGGUGAGAUUUGCAGUGAAAAAUGAAUAUGGUUUGGGAGUUGAAGAGCUUUACAAAGAUGCAGUUGAGUCUGAAGAUCCUAAAGCUGUUCACUAUGUUAAUAACUACUUAAAUUACUCUUCACUAUACACUUUUGAAUGGGUACUAGAAACAUUCAAAAAGUCAAUGGCUAUAGCACAACCAAAGACCAUUUUUACUGAUCAAGAUCAAGCAAUGAGCAAUGCAAUUGAAAAGGUUCUUCCAAACACAAGACAUAGGUUGUGUUUGUGGCAUCUGCAAAAGAACUUUAUAUCAAGAUUUCGCCAGCUGAAAAGCAAUGAAGAUUUUAAGAACAUGUUUGACAAAUGCUUAUUUGGAUGUGAUGAUGAGAAAGAAUUUGAUGAAAGUUGGAAAUAUAUGGUUCAAAAGUAUGGAUUAGAUGAAAAAGAGUGGUUUGAUAGACUGUAUAACCUAAAACAGAAAUGGUGUCCUGUGUUUAGCAAAGACAUUUUUUCAGCUGGAAUUUUGUCCUCCCAAAGAUCUGAAGUUACAAAUAGAGCAAUAUCAUUCAAGGCCAACAAAACAACUUCAUUAUAUGAAUUCUUUUAUAUAUUUGAAGCUACAGUUGAAAGAUGGAGAAGCAAUGAAAAGGCAGACAACUUUAGAUGUAGAAUAGAAAAACCAAAGACCAAAUGCAAACUCUUAAAACAGGCUGCUGAUAUUUACACUCUCAACAUUUUUAAAGACUUUGAAGAGGAAUAUGAGAUAAGCAUGAGAUCCUAUAUUAGAGAUGUGUCAAAUGAAAUGACAGCUGGUCUAAAGAUGUUUGAAGUGUCUUUGAAUGAGGAUUUCAAAUACAAUAGUAGUGUAUUUUACAGUGCAGAUCUGAAGGAAUUUGCAUGUUCCUGCUUAUAUUUUAAUGAAACAGGAAAUGUUGAAGAAGUUGCUACCAUGAUAGAUACUCCAUGGAGACACAAUAUUGCAAGAAAUUUCUAUAAUUUAGUAUACAUUUGUCAAAAAAAUGAUGAUGCUAAAAAAGUGUGUGAUGAAUCUCUUGACAAAAUGUAUAAGGCAGUCAAGAAAGUAUUUCAGACUGAUGAAGAAAAGAUCAAGGAAAUCAAUGAAGAAGAGGAAAGAAGAAAAACAACACCUGAUCCUUUACGUCAAAAAAAAAAGGAAGGACACCUGGAAGAAACAAGAGAAUUAGAGGUCACUUUGAGAAGCGAAAGACAGCUACAAGACAUGCUAAUGAAUUUGGAACAAAAACUCUAA
Messenger RNA from Chenopodium quinoa (quinoa), 1257 nucleotides. Its product is annotated as protein FAR-RED IMPAIRED RESPONSE 1-like. The transcript is spliced from 4 exons. Lineage: Eukaryota; Viridiplantae; Streptophyta; Magnoliopsida; Caryophyllales; Amaranthaceae. Bases 1 to 1257 code for a protein of 418 amino acids. Gene Ontology annotation, biological process: regulation of DNA-templated transcription. The record is from RefSeq and is a predicted model, not a curated record.